Molecule: messenger RNA, 1923 nt
Organism: Uloborus diversus
Lineage: Eukaryota; Metazoa; Arthropoda; Arachnida; Araneae; Uloboridae
Product: snurportin-1-like
Exons: 8
Coding region: 1-1017 (338 amino acids)
Biological process (GO): snRNA import into nucleus; protein import into nucleus
Cellular component (GO): cytoplasm; nucleus
Molecular function (GO): nuclear import signal receptor activity; protein binding
Source: RefSeq, a predicted model, not a curated record
AUGGGAGACAUUGAUUCAUUAACAGAAGCAUUUGCAAUUUCUCAAGUUGCAAAAUCAGAAAACAGUACUGCUGCUCCACAUCCGUAUUUUUCAAGCUUAUACAAGAAGAAAUCCUCGAUUACUCAAGAGGAGAGAAGAAAAAGAUUUUUAGAAGCUCAAAAGCAGAAGCGCUUUGAUUAUGCUAAGCAUGCUCGGAGAUUAGCAACAUCGGAAUGGUCUGAUGGAGAUGAAUAUGAUGAAAAUGAUGAUGAAGAGAUGGACUGUGAGGAAUACAUUCGAAAACCUUCUAGGUCCUACAAAAAUCAGCUUAUGUUAUCUGAAUGGCUUGUUGAAGUACCCAAUGAUUUAGCUGAAGAAUGGACACUUGUUCUUUGUCCUGUUGGGAAACGCUGCCUUGUAAUCUCUACCAGGGGAGUUACUAAAGCUUAUGCUCGGAAUGGAUAUUUUCUUCAGAGCUUUCAGUCUUUCAUUCCUGGUGGAAGCCGACAAGUUCAGGAUGUCUCUGGUGGUGCUUAUACAAUAUUAGACUGUAUAUAUGUUGAACUAACAAAAACAUACUAUGUGCUAGAUGUAAUGUGCUGGAAUUCUCAUCCUCUAUAUGAUUCUGAAACUGAAUUUAGAUUUUUUUGGAAGUCAACCAAGUUUGAAGAAAAUGCUGCUGUUCAAAGUGAAGCAAAGAAUAAUCCAUACAAGUUUAUUCCUCUGCCUCAUUACAACUGUGACACAGAAUCCAUACGCAACACUUUGCAUUCUCCUUUACCAUUUGACUGCAAGCUUGAUGGCCUUCUAUUUUUUCAUAAAAGAUCACAUUACUUAUGUGGAACCUCACCUUUGGUAACAUGGUUGAAACCUUACAUGGUUCCUGAAAUAUUGUCAAUCGAAGUUCCCGCUUCCCUGUGUACUGACAGACCAGCUGAUUAUGUCUGCAUGCAGCAACAUCUACCUAAAGCUUUCAAAAAAAAUGAAGAAAGGAAGAACAAAGAAGAACUUAACAUGCAAUAUGAGGAUGAUGGUUGACUUCGUUUUCCUGAAGUUUUAUUUUCCAUAAAGAUGUCUUAUGUUUCAUCAAUAGGGUCGAUUCACAAUAUUUUGGAAAAUCACAGUCCGUAUUAGUUCGUAACCUGACUUUUUUUGUCAUAACUAUUUAAUUUGCUGUUUGGUUAGCACAUUAUUUUAUUUUGGGUUUGUCCUACUAAUACUCAAAGUCAAACUAAAAUUAUAUGCUAAUCAAACAGCAAAUUAAGCAGUUAUGGCAAAAAAGAAGUGUCAUGUUAUGGACUCUGCAAUUGUCCAAAAUACUGUGAAAUGACCCAAUAGCUUUCAUGAUGUAAAAUGUUGGGAUCAAAUUUAAUUAUAUUAGUUCACUUUCACAACAAUCUGACUGUUGUUGCAUGAUACACAUUUGAAAGACUAACUCUGCCCUGUGCAGGUAAAGGGCAGUAACUGCAAAUUUAUCUUUUUUUUUUUUUUUUUUUUUUGCAUUUUUGUCAUCUAUUGUAGAUUAUCAGGGAAAAAAGGCGCAAAAAAACCCCGCCUAAUUCCAACAUUUUCUUACUAUUAGUAUUAAAUCCACCACACAUCUCUUCAAAUAUCUCGAAAACUCAUUUCUGCAGAUACUGCCUUUUACAUGCACAAGGCAGAAUUCUUCAUCGUCUACUCAUGUAUUUUUUAAAAUUUCUUCUAUUUGGUGUUACCUUAGUGUUCAUUGUUUUUCAGUGAAGUAUUCCCUUAAGUGCCAUUCUCAUUUACAAUUACAAAAUUUUAUUUGCAUGUAAUCUGAUCUAAUGGACACUCUGUGAUAAUCUUGCAUAUCAGGUUUAAUUUUGUCUUUCAGAGCAUGCAUAUGUUUUUGCUGUGAUAAAUUGUUUUUUCUUCAUUUGUAUUAUGCAAAAAAAAAGAAAAAAGGAGAAUAAAAUAAGAAGA